CAUUCGUGGGUCAUGAUUUUCCCGACCUGGGUAAGAAGCUAGGGGUACCCGGAGAACCACAGGCAGAACUGAUCCGGUGACCUGCGGAUAUAAGAGCUGCCUCUUCCGUUUAUGCUGGAUGCUGAUGCCCAGAAGCCCCCCAUGGGAAAAUGGCCAACGCCACCGUUCGACCCUCGCUUCCCCAACCAGAAUCAGACCCGUAACUGCUACCAGAACUUCCUGGACUACCACCGCUGCGUCAAGGCCAUGAACCGCCGGGGGAAGAGCACAGAGCCCUGCGAGUACUAUUUCCGCGUGUACCGCUCGCUGUGCCCAAUCAGCUGGGUGCAGCGCUGGAACGAGCAGAUCAAAGAAGGCACCUUCGCUGGCAAAAUCUGACUGCUGGCGGCUUCCUCUUCUCGCCUCCCGGAGACCCGAGUUCCGUGACCACUCAACCCGGCAAUCUCUAAGCCGCAAAUAAAGUUAUGUCGUUGCUGA
Messenger RNA from Otolemur garnettii (small-eared galago), 477 nucleotides. RefSeq names its product cytochrome c oxidase subunit 6B2. Gene Ontology annotation, cellular component: mitochondrial crista; mitochondrion; respiratory chain complex IV. Lineage: Eukaryota; Metazoa; Chordata; Mammalia; Primates; Galagidae. The record is from RefSeq and is a predicted model, not a curated record. The coding region runs from base 112 to 378 and encodes 88 amino acids. The transcript has 4 exons.